Messenger RNA from Solanum pennellii, 612 nucleotides. RefSeq lists its product as uncharacterized. Bases 137 to 469 code for a protein of 110 amino acids. Gene Ontology annotation, biological process: developmental process. The transcript is spliced from 3 exons. The record is from RefSeq and is a predicted model, not a curated record. Lineage: Eukaryota; Viridiplantae; Streptophyta; Magnoliopsida; Solanales; Solanaceae.
UAAUUAGUUGUAAUUUUUUUAUUAUUGAAAUCUAUAGUCUUUUCUUCUUCUUUCUUUCUUCUAGUGUUUAGUUUCUAAAAAUAUUCAUAGCAAAAAUAAGUUGUUAUUUUUAUUGGAAUUCUUUGAAGUAUUUACUAUGGGUGAUUCUUCGGCUCAAUACAUCCACUUGGUGCAUCGCUUGAUCGAAGAGUGUUUAUUGUUCAACAUGAGCAGAGAGGAAUGCAUGGAAGCACUUUCCAAACAUGCAAAUAUUCAGCCAGUUAUCACAUCCACAGUGUGGAAAGAGUUGGAGAAGGAGAACAAAGAGUUUUUUGAGUCAUACAAGAAAAAAGACAAGGAUGAAGAAUCAACAACAAUCAAUAAUAAUAAUAAUAAUAAUAAUAAUAAUAUAGAAUCCAAAGUGGAGAUAACAAGACAAAGAAUCCACAAUUUGCUAUUGAAUUCCCCACUCUCUAAAAACAAACCAUAGCACUAAUUAAUUAGCUCAUGUAUUUUUUUUUAUCUUAUUGUGUUCAAAGUAAUAAAUUAGAAAAAUAGAUUAAGUAGAAUUAAUUGACAUAUUAUUUGUGUGUUCUUAAGAAAUUCAAUCGAUCUAUUCAUUAUUAAUUGACA